Molecule: messenger RNA, 735 nt
Organism: Lepus europaeus (European hare)
Lineage: Eukaryota; Metazoa; Chordata; Mammalia; Lagomorpha; Leporidae
Gene: C5H1orf54
Product: chromosome 5 C1orf54 homolog
Exons: 6
Coding region: 177-641 (154 amino acids)
Source: RefSeq, a predicted model, not a curated record
AGGACCGGUAGUAACUGAAGAUGUAGUCUGCGAGUAGGCGGAGAAUUCCGCCCCCUGGGAGCAGAGUGGCCAAAGCUCCCUCCCAGCCUCCAGGAGUGGGGGAGGCGGGCUGAGUUUGGUGGGAAACGCUGUAAUUUCCUUUUUUUACUUUCACGGGCGAGUGUGCAAAAUCCAGAAUGGAUGUCCUCUUUGUAGCCAUCCUUGCGGUGCCACUUAUCCUGGGCGUUCCAGAUGCUGGACCUAUGGUUCUUGUGCCAAUAGGACAAGAAUAUGAGGACGAAGAAGGACUGGAAGAAGAGGAUUACUAUCAGGUGGCCUAUUAUUACACAAUCACCCCCAAUUAUGAUGACUUUGGUGUGAAUUUCACCAUUGAUUACUCCACGUUUGAGCUGGAGGACAGGUUGGACACAUUAGAUAAGGAGGUGACAACAGAAGCAGUAGAAACCACCAUUAGUCUCGGGACAGAAGGCGCAGACCACACGAAGCCUGUAACUGUGAAACCAACAACAAUGGAUACAGUGAAACCAGCAACAAUGGAUACACAGAGUCCAGUUCUGGAUGGUGCUGUGUCCGGUCUGCGGAACCCUGUUUCCCUCCUCCUGCCAUGCGUCCUUGUUCUGGGAGGGAUGUAUUUCAUGUAGAAGGUGAGAGAAUGCUGCUAUGACUCUUUGGAUGGGGGCCUGGCAAGAGAAAAUUGGAAGAUAAAAUAUAUAAUAAAUGAAAUAAUCUGGUUAC